Messenger RNA from Mesitornis unicolor (brown roatelo), 6156 nucleotides. Its product is annotated as serine/threonine-protein kinase SMG1. NCBI's taxonomy places the organism in Eukaryota, Metazoa, Chordata, Aves, Mesitornithiformes, Mesitornithidae. The annotation marks the transcript as partial. Gene Ontology annotation, biological process: nuclear-transcribed mRNA catabolic process, nonsense-mediated decay. The record is from RefSeq and is a predicted model, not a curated record. The transcript is spliced from 25 exons. Gene Ontology annotation, cellular component: nucleus. Gene Ontology annotation, molecular function: protein binding; protein serine/threonine kinase activity.
AGAGGAGAAGAUAGCAAUCAUGCGUGAAAAGCAUACAGCUCUAAUGAAGCCCAUUGUAUUUGCUUUGGAACACGUACGGAGCAUCACUGCAGCUCCUGCAGAAACUCCUCAUGAGAAAUGGUUUCAGGAUAACUAUGGGGAUGCAAUUGAAAAUGCACUAGAGAAACUGAAGAAUCCUUUGAAUCCUGCUAAACCUGGAAGCAGCUGGCUCCCAUUUAAAGAGGUUAUGCUAAGUUUGCAGCAAAGAGCACAGAAACGAGCUAGUUACCUUCUACGGCUUGAAGAAAUCAGUCCUUGGUUGGCUACCAUGAUGAACACUGAAAUAGCACUUCCUGGAGAAGUAUCUACCAGAGACACAGUCACAAUUCAUAGUGUGGGCAGCACCAUCACAAUCCUGCCUACCAAAACAAAACCAAAAAAGCUGCUCUUCCUGGGUUCAGAUGGGAAGAACUAUCCCUACCUGUUCAAAGGUUUGGAAGACUUGCAUCUAGAUGAAAGAAUCAUGCAGUUCUUAUCAAUUGUGAACACAAUGUUUGCUACCAUUAACCGUCAAGAGACGCCGAGGUUCCACGCAAGGCACUACUCUGUGACACCUCUGGGAACAAGAUCAGGCUUGAUCCAGUGGGUGGAUGGAGCUACACCUUUGUUUGGUCUCUACAAGCGGUGGCAACAGCGAGAAGCUGCUUUACAAGCACAAAAGGCUCAGGACUCUUACCAGACUCCCCAGAAUCCUGGAAUAGUGCCUAGACCCAGUGAACUUUACUAUAGUAAAAUUGGACCGGCUUUAAAGGCAGUUGGACUUAGCCUUGAUGUGUCACGUCGUGACUGGCCCUUGAAUGUCAUGAGGGCUGUUCUAGAAGAAUUGAUGGAAGCAACUCCCCCAAAUCUCUUAGCUAAGGAGCUCUGGUCAUCAUGUACUACACCAGAUGAGUGGUGGAGAGUUACACAGUCGUAUGCAAGAUCCACUGCAGUUAUGUCCAUGGUUGGCUACAUCAUUGGUCUUGGAGACAGACACCUGGAUAAUGUUCUUAUAGAUAUGACUACAGGAGAAGUUGUCCACAUAGAUUAUAAUGUUUGCUUUGAAAAAGGGAAAAGCCUUAGGGUACCAGAGAAGGUUCCAUUCCGGAUGACGCAUAAUAUUGAAACAGCACUUGGAGUGACAGGAGUCGAAGGGGUUUUCAGGCUUUCUUGUGAACAGGUCCUUCAUAUUAUGCGGCGUGGGAGAGAGACUUUGCUUACGUUACUUGAAGCUUUUGUUUAUGAUCCUCUGGUGGACUGGACAGCAGGAGGGGAAGCAGGAUUUGCCGGAGCUGUCUAUGGUGGUGGUGGCCAGCAGGCAGAGAACAAACAAAGCAAAAGAGAAAUGGAAAGAGAUAUUACACGUAGUCUCUUUUCUUCAAGAGUGGCUGAGAUAAAGGUUAACUGGUUUAAGAACAGAGAUGAAAUGCUUGCUGUGCUGCCAAAAUUGGACAGUAGUUUAGAAGAGUAUCUGAACCUGCAAGAGCAGUUGACAGAUGUAGAAAAGUUGCAAGGAAAACUACUGGAGGAGAUAGAAUUUCUGGAAGGUGCCGAAGGAGUGGACCAUCCCUCGCAUACGCUUCAGCACAGGUAUUCUGAGCACACACAGUUGCAGUCUCAACAAAGAGCUGUCCAGGAAGCAAUCCAGGUGAAGCUGAAUGAGUUUGAGCAGUGGAUAACACACUACCAAACUGCUUUCACGAAUUUAGAGGCAACACAACUUGCAAGUCUUCUUCAAGAAAUUAGCACACAAAUGGACCUAGGUCCUCCAAGUUAUGUACCAGCUACAGCAUUUCUGCAAAAUGCGGGCCAGGCACAUUUAAUCAGUCAGUGUGAACAACUGGAAGGAGAAGUUGGUGCUCUUCUCCAGCAAAGGAGAUCUGUUUUACGUGGUUGCCUUGAACAGUUGCACACUUAUGCAACAGUAGCUCUUCAGUAUCCAAAAGCUGUGUUUCAGAAGCACCGAAUAGAGCAGUGGAAAACCUGGAUGGAAGAACUCAUCUGUAACAUGACAAUAGAGCGCUGUCAGGAUAUCUUUAGAAAGUAUGAAAUGCAAUAUGCUCCUCAACCACCUCCAAGUAUGUGUCAGUUCAUAACCGCUACAGAAAUGACUCUACAGCGCUAUGCAGCAGAUAUAAAUAACAGACUUAUCAGGCAGGCGGAACGUUUGAAACAGGAGGCAGGUACUGUGCCCGUUUGUGAAGAGCAGUUGAAAGAAAUUGAACGUUGCAUAAAAGUUUUUCUUCAUGAAAAUGGAGAGGAGGGCUCACUGAGCUUAGCAAGUGUCAUCAUCUCUGCUCUUUGUACGUUGACAAGGCGAAAUCUGAUGAUGGAAGGUGCAGCAUCUAGUGCUGGAGAGCAACUCGUUGAUUUGACUUCAAGAGAUGGAGCCUGGUUCUUAGAGGAGCUUUGCAGCAUGAGUGGGAAUGUUACGUGCCUUGUGCAGUUGCUGAAGCAGUGUCAUCUUGUACCGCAGGACUUAGAUAUUCCUAACCCAAUUGAAGCAUCAGAAGCUGUUCACUUAGCGAAUGGAGUAUAUAUCUCACUUCAGGAAUUGAAUUCAAACUUCCGACAGAUCAUUUUUCCUGAAGCUCUCAGGUGCUUAAUGAAAGGAGAGUAUACUUUAGAAAGUAUGCUCCAUGAAUUAGAUAAUCUUAUUGAACAAACAACUGAUGGAGUCCCUUUGCAAACAUUGGUUGAAUCUCUUCAAGCCUACUUACGAAAUGCUGCUAUGGGACUAGAGGAAGAAACACAUACUCAUUACAUUGAUGUUGCAAGAGUACUGCACGCUCAGUAUGGUGAGCUGAUUCAGCCAAGAAAUGGUUCAGUUGAUGAAACUCCCAAAAUGUCAGCUGGUCAGAUGCUUCUGGUAGCCUUUGAUGGAAUGUUUGCUCAAGUGGAAACUGCAUUUGGCUUAUUGAUUGAAAAGCUAAACAAGAUGGAAAUACCUGUUGCUUGGCGUAAGAUUGACAUAAUUAGGGAAGCCCGCAGCACCCAGGUUAACUUCUUUGAUGAUGACAAUAAUCGGCAAGUUCUAGAGGAAAUUUUCUUUCUGAAGAGGCUGCAAACAAUUAAAGAAUUUUUCAGGCUCUGCGGUACCUUUUCUAAAACUUUGUCAGGAAUCGGCUCACUUGAAGAUCAGAAUGCAGUAAACGGACCUGUUCAAAUUGUCAAUGUGAAAGCCCUGUACAGAAACUCUUGUUUUAGUGAAGACCAAAUGGCCAAACCAAUCAAGGCUUUUACAGCUGACUUUGUGAGACAGCUUUUAAUUGGCCUUCCAAAUCAAGCUUUGGGACUUACUUUGUGCAGUUUCAUCAGUGCUUUAGGUGUCGAUAUCAUUGCUCAGGUAGAGGCUAAAGACUUUGGAGCAGAAAGCAAAGUUUCUGUGGAUGACCUGUGCAAGAAAGCUGUGGAGCACAAUAUCCAAAUUGGCAAGUUCUCGCAGUUGGUCAUGAACAGAGCAACAGUAUUAGCUAGUUCAUAUGAUACAGCAUGGAAGAAGCAUGAUCUGGUGCGCAGACUUGAAACCAGUAUUUCAUCUUGCAAGACCAGUCUUCAGAGAGUACAGCUGCAUAUUGCCAUGUUCCAGUGGCAGCAUGAAGAUCUGCUUAUCAGUCGCCCACAAGCUAUUUCUGUUACUCCACCUCGUUCUGCAAUUUUAGCCAGCAUGAAAAAGAAACUUCACACGCUCAGUCAGAUUGAAGCUUCAAUUGCUACAGUCCAGGAGAAACUAGCAGCACUUGAAGCAAGUAUUGAGCAGCGUUUAAAAUGGGCAGGAGGUGCUAAUCCUGCAUUGGCACCAGUUUUGCAAGAUUUUGAUGCCACUAUUGCUGAAAGAAGAAAUCUUGUACUGAAAGAAAGUCAAAGAGCAAGUCAGGUCACUUUCCUCUGCAGUAAUAUCAUUCAUUUUGAAAGUUUACGUACUAGAACAGCAGAAGCCUUAAAUCUUGAUGCUGCAUUAUUUGAACUUCUGAAACGCUGUCAACAAAUGUGCUCAUUUGCAUCGCAGUUCAACAGUUCAGUCUCUGAACUUGAGCUUCGCCUACUUCAGAGAGUGGGCACUGGUCUUGAACACCCUAUUGGCAGCUCUGAAUGGCUUCACUCAGCUCACAAGCAGUUGACCCAGGAAAUAUCUACACAGAGAACAGUACAAACAGAAAGAGAACAGCAAAUAGAAACAGUUUGUGAAACAAUUCAGAAUCUGGUGGAUAGUAUUAAAACUGUGCUCACGGGUCAUAACAGACAACUUGGAGAUGUCAAGCAUCUACUGAAAGCUAUGGCAAAGGAUGAAGAAGCAGCUUUGGCAGAUGGUGAAGAUAUUCCCUAUGAGAACAGUGUUAGGCAGUUCUUGGGUGAAUAUAAAUCAUGGCAAGAUAAUAUUCAGACUGUUCUGUUUACAUUAGUUCAGGUUAUGGGUCAGGUCCGCAGUCAGGAACAUGUUGAAAUGCUGCAAGAAAUAACUCCCGCCUUGAAAGAACUGAAAACACAGAGCCAAAGUGUCUACAAUAAUCUAGUGGGUUUUGCAUCACCCUUAGUCACGGAUACAUCAAAUGAAUGCUCAAGCCCAACAUCAGCUGCUACGUAUCAACCAACCUUUGCUGCAGCUGUUCGUAGCAAUACAGGGCAGAAAACUCAGCCAGAGGUGAUGUCACAGAAUGCAAGAAAGUUAAUUCAGAAAAAUCUUGCCACAUCAGCAGACACUCCUCCAAGCACAGUCCCAGGAACUGGCAAAAGUGUUGCCUGUAGUCCCAAAAAGACAGCCAGGGACCCUAAAACGGGAAAAGCUGUGCAGGAAAGGAAUUCAUAUGCGGUUAGCGUGUGGAAGCGGGUCAAAGCCAAGUUAGAGGGCCGAGAUGUGGAUCCCAACAGGAGAAUGUCUGUUGCUGAACAGGUUGACUUUGUGAUUAAGGAAGCAACUAAUCUAGAUAACUUGGCUCAGCUGUAUGAAGGUUGGACUGCCUGGGUAUGAGUAGGGAGAAAGCAGAUCAGUCUGGUUCAGCGAGGUCAGACAUCCACCAGAAUCAACUCGGCCUCAGGCAUCCGUAGCCGCACCACAGUCGGUGGUGAUGCAUACUGGGGCUUAAUCUGAGGAAACCUAGGAAAUCUCGGUGCACUGGGAAGUGAAUCCUGCAGGAUAGCUGCACUCAGGGAUACGCUAAACACAAUGGUCUGCAACCCCCACGGUCAAGGGUGAAAGCUCACCGCUUGAGCAACACGGUUUGUCUUUCUGCCACGGAAGAACUGCAAAUGUGUCUGGGGGGGUUAGCUGCAGAAAGAAAUCAGGAUGCUACAAACCGCAGAGCGAUUUGGAACUCAAUUCCACCUGACCCUGUGAACAAUUCAGGAAACACCGAACCCUAUUCAAAGAAAAACAGAAAAAAUGGGGCCAUGAAGAAGUCACAGCAAGGGAAGAUUUGAUGCAUUCAGAUUCUUGUUACUCUUGUGGCGUGGCAACAGUGCUGGUUGAGUUGACCAGUUAGUACGGAAAAAGGCUACGAAAUGUAAACUUCAGAAAUGGACUGAAAGCAAAGAGAUGUACAUCGAUAUACGCUGCAUUGGAAGAACUUCUGAGAUAGAAGAAAAAGCCUUUGUUCUCCUCUUCCUUUCUUCUUUCCUUUCUCUCCUCCCUCCCAGCCUCUCCUCGCGUACACCCCUCUUGGCUUAUUCUUGUAGGUUAGGCGUACUUCCAAUAACUUUUUAUUUCAAUCCUUCUACUUCACAGUUUAGUCAAAUUAACAAAUUUUGUUUGGUAAACAAAUUUUCGAAAAGCACUGAAAAUAUAUAACAUCAAUGAUUACGUACGAGUUGGAUGGUCGAAUGCAAAAUGUAAUUUUGGUUAUUUUGAAGUCAUUUCUGUGAUUCUGUUAUGUACAGUUUCUCAAAAUUGUCACUGUGCAUUUAAAAGUAAUGAAUCCUACAGGCAUUUGUUUUAACAUGCACUUCCCUUCGCUUGCAGUGUACACUUUUUUGUAAUUCAAAUUGUCCCUCCAAUCUCAUUCUACUGUGAUUGCUGUAGUUUCUUUCGUACGACGUAGCUAAUCCAAUGUAAUCUUUACCUUUUUAAAAACCAGGAUAGAGUAUCUAGUAGAGUUUUACAUUAUUGAUGACAGAUAAACAAUAAAGUGAUGUUCUGGUGGA